Messenger RNA from Trifolium pratense (red clover), 2711 nucleotides. Its product is annotated as KH domain-containing protein HEN4-like. NCBI's taxonomy places the organism in Eukaryota, Viridiplantae, Streptophyta, Magnoliopsida, Fabales, Fabaceae. The coding region runs from base 183 to 2495 and encodes 770 amino acids. Gene Ontology annotation, molecular function: mRNA binding. The record is from RefSeq and is a predicted model, not a curated record. The transcript is spliced from 7 exons. Gene Ontology annotation, cellular component: nucleus; cytoplasm. Gene Ontology annotation, biological process: regulation of gene expression.
ACCAUUACAUCACACAGUAAGCAAUAGUCCACGACACGAGUGCGCGGGUUCUGAAACCCUAAGCGUAGUACGCACCCGCGUCAUUCCCUUCAGCGCAUCGUAGCAAUCUCAGCUCCAUCGUCUUCUUCCCAAACUCUAAUUUCAUUUCAAUUCCUUUCAUCAAUUUUCAAAUUUCAUAAAUUAUGAGUACCAGUAGCAACUUCCUCUCACCAUCAACCAAACGCUCCAUAUCCGGUUUACCCGACCCGAAUCCAUCUCAUCCAAAUGGAUCUUCCAAGCGCCCAAAACCUUCCAAGCCUCAACAACAACCACUCCCCAUCCCUCCCGGACACGUGGCAUUCCGUCUCCUCUGUAACUCCUCCCGUAUCGGCGGCGUCAUCGGUAAAUCCGGCGCCGUAAUCAAAACCCUCCAGCAGUCAACCGGCGCUAAGAUCCGAAUCGAGGAUUCUCCAAAUGAGUCACCGGAUAGAGUAAUUAUGGUCAUCGCCUCCAGUAAUCUCGAACGGAAAGUUGUUCUGAGAAGCAACGGCGGUGAUGGUGAGGCAAUCGAGGUGUCGAAUGCGCAGGAGGCACUUUUGAAAGUGUUUGAUAGGAUUUUGGAAGUUGCUGCAGAGAUGGAAGGCAUUGUACUUGGGGAUAGGACAGUGUCGUGUCGGCUUGUGGCGGAUUCGGCGCAAGCUGGUUCUGUCAUUGGGAAAGGAGGGAAAAUGGUGGAGAAGAUUAAAAAAGACACGGGGUGUAAAAUUAGGGUUUGUAAGGAUAAUUUGCCAGCUUGUAUAUCAUCUCCUGAUGAAGUGAUUGAGAUAGAAGGCAGUGUGUCAUCCGUAAAGAAGGCACUUGUUGCUGUCUCUCGUAAUCUUCAAGAUCGUCAUCAUGCUGAUAGAACAAAGAUGAUGGGACAAAAUCCUCCUCGUGAAGUGGUUCAUCACGAAGUUUUAGUUGGACUACCUCGCGAGACUUUAACUUCAGUUCCACGUGAGACUUUUAUUGGAGCUCCACGUGAGACUUUAAAUGCAGUUCAACGCGAGACAUUCACUGAUCUGCAUAUGGAUAAUUUUCUGCAAAGGGGCUCUGCACUCUCUACUUUACCUAGUAGCUCUAGCAGCUACACAACAGGAGUUCAUUCGUUGUCGGCAGAAGUUAAUAGAGUCUCAUCGCUGGAACCAAAAGCGCAUCAGCAAGAAAUCACCUUCAAAAUGAUUUGUUCCAAUGAUAGAAUCGGAGGUGUCAUUGGAAAGGGUGGUAACAUAGUUAGAGCUCUUCAAAGUGAAACAGGGGCCACUAUAAAUGUUGGUCCUUCAGUAGCUGAGUGUGAGGAUCGAUUAAUUACUAUUACCGCAUCAGAGAGUCCUGAGUCUAGAUAUUCCUCAGCACAAAAGGCUACUGUGCUUGUUUUCUCCAGAUCUGUUGAGGCUGGUAUUGAUAAAGGGAUAAAUCCUGGAUUAAAUACGGGGUCAUCUGUGACUGCACGACUUGUAGUCUCAUCAAGCCAAGUCGGUUGUUUGUUAGGAAAAGGUGGAGCAAUAGUGUCAGAAAUGAGGAAGGCAACAGGGGCUAGCAUAAAAAUAAUUGGAGCUGAUCAGGUUUCAAAAUGUGCAUCGGAUAAUGAUCAAGUUGUACAGAUAUCAGGAGAGUUUUCAAACGUGCAAGAUGCAUUAUAUAAUGUAACUGGCAGACUGCGAGAUAAUCUUUUGGGUGGCACACAGAAUAGUGCUGGAACAAGCAGCCUUUCUUCUGUACGAGCUGAUACCAGUCCCUAUGGAAGACUGAGAGAUGUUCCUCUUGGAGGCCAAUCGACUUUAAGAGCUGAUACCAGUCCAUAUGUAAGACUGAGAGAUGUUCCUCUUGUAGGUCAAUCCUCUUUACAAGCUGAUACUAGUCCUUAUGUAAGACUGAGAGAUGUUCCUCAUGGAGGCCAAUCCUCUUUACAAGCUGAUAUCAGUCCCUAUGGGAGACUGAGAGAUGUUCCUCUUGGAGGCCAAGCCUCUUUACAAGCUGAUAUCAGUCCCUAUGGGAGACUGAGAGAUGUUCCUCUUGGAGGCCAAUCAUCUGUUGGUAUUUCUCAUAGUCUGAACAGGCACACUUUUUCCCAAGGAAUUGAUAACUUCGCUCUUAGUAGAAAUUACGACCGUCCUUCUUCCCCAGGCUUAUGGACACCGCCGGAGGUUGCUGGGAUCAAUUCAAGAAACAUUAAUGAAGCUAGUUGGGGAUUAACAUCUCGAAAAGGUGGCCUAAAACUUGUCAGUGGAAGUAAAUCUGCUAUUGUGACUAAUACAACAAUAGAAAUCGUGGUUCCGGAGGAUACUCUAUACCUUGUGUAUGGGGAAAAUGGUAGCAAUCUGGCUCGUCUGAGACAGAUUUCAGGUGCUAAGGUUGUUAUCCAUGAACCUCGUCCUGGAACAAGUGACAGGACUAUUGUCUUAUCUGGUUCACCUGAUGAAACCCAAGCAGCACAGAGCCUCCUCCAAGCAUAUAUUCUGAAUGGAUCAUCAUGACAUUUCCUCUCAAGGAUUGUCAAUUAGAUCAUAUGUAACUUAUUGAUUGUAUUGUUUUAUCUUUUCCUUUUAGUCCCCGCCUGAAAUCAUGUAAAAUCCAACCUUCCUGUAAUCUUGGCUUGAUCGAUGCAGACACGGCUCUCUACUGGACGUUAUUGUAGACAUCAAUUACUUGAUUAUUCAUUACACACCUCAGUAAGAUUUUGAGUUUUUUUA